Molecule: messenger RNA, 243 nt
Organism: Arctia plantaginis
Lineage: Eukaryota; Metazoa; Arthropoda; Insecta; Lepidoptera; Erebidae
Source: the annotation of a GenBank genome assembly
AUGUUCGGCGAGCGCGUUGCGAAGCGCGCGCGAAAAAUGGUAAAUUUUUUAAAACUGUUGAUGGUAUAUGGGAAGCCAGUAUCACCAGCGAAACUGGCCGAUAUUCAGUCCAUAUUACAUCUCAUUCCACAAGAUGCACAAAGUUUUUAUAAUGGUCUCAUUAGUGAUGAUGCAAUAGAAGAUGAUAUAAAUGGACUAGACACGGUAGAUUUCGAAAUGCAAUUUGAUGAAAACAUCGAAUAA